This is a messenger RNA of Anopheles darlingi, 1886 nucleotides long. Its product is annotated as peroxidase-like. Gene Ontology annotation, biological process: response to oxidative stress. The record is from RefSeq and is a predicted model, not a curated record. Bases 1 to 1875 code for a protein of 624 amino acids. Gene Ontology annotation, molecular function: peroxidase activity; heme binding. The transcript is spliced from 4 exons. NCBI's taxonomy places the organism in Eukaryota, Metazoa, Arthropoda, Insecta, Diptera, Culicidae.
AUGCCCACGAAUGGCAUGACAGUUUGUGCCUUCUGGGAAAUGGCUCACCUACCAAUCAUCCACCUAACCGCCAGCAUCGUGCUGCUUCUCUUGAGCAGUGGCCCUUCUCGCGCUCAACAUGACUGUCCGCCAGCACCGGACUGUGCGCCCUCCGACCAAUCAUCGCGUUUCCGUACCAUCGAUGGGACCUGCAACAACUUGAACGAACCGCUACAAGGCGCUGCGAUGCGUCCAUACCGGCGUCUGGUUGAUGCGAAGUACGCCGACGGUCUAUGGCAACCGGCGCUAGCGGGUUCCGGUUCUCCGAUGCCGAAUGCCCGCCAGCUAUCGAUGGCAAUGUUUGGCGAAACGGAAAUGCAACAUCCGCGCCACACGAUGGUCAGCAUGCAGUUCGGUCAGCUGAUGGCGCACGAUGUGAGCUUCACUGCCGAUGCCUUCGGUAUGCAGUGUUGUGCUGAUGGUAAGAUGGUACCGGCGGAUCAGGCACGAUCACCUCGCUGUCUACCGAUCGAGGUUGCUCGCGAUGAUCCGGUAAUGGCGGAAGAGGGCAUCGAGUGUUUGAAUAUGGUACGCACAAAGACAACUCUAGAGGAUCCUUGUCAGGGCCGCGCUGGACCGGCGGAACAGCUUUCUUCGGUUACGUCCUAUCUGGACCUUUCCGUUGUCUACGGUAACUCGCUGGAGGAGUCCCAUGAGCUACGUACGUUCGAAGGUGGACUGAUGCGUGUAGAGCACAGAUACGGCAGGGAUUGGCCACCGUAUUUCCCCAACCGGACACAACUGUGCGAUGUGAAGGACGAGAAGGAGGCCUGUUACUUGACGGGUGAUCGGCGAGCGAACCAAAGCCCUCACCUUGCGCUGCUGCAGAUCGCGUUCCUUCUCGAACACAAUCGGUUGGCCCGGGAGUUGGCGAUCCUCAAUCCGCGCUGGGAUGAUGAGAGGACGUUCCAGGAAGCGCGCCAAAUCAAUAUCGGUCAGUAUCAGGCAAUCGUUUACUACGAGUGGUUACCGAUCUACCUGGGACGUCAGAAUCUGGUGGCGUACGGUGUGUUGCCGGAGGUUGGAAGUCAACCGGACUUCAUAGACGACUACGAUCCGAGUGCCGAUGCGACCGUUAGUAACGCCUUCGGUAAUGCGGCUCUUCGCUUCUUUCACAAUCUGAUCGCCGGUCAUCUGGACCUCGUAGAGGAGUCUCUGCAACCUACCGGUUCGAUUCGGCUCUCGGACUGGUUGGAUCGACCGUCGGUGCUGGAGUUGGAUGGGAACUACGAGAAGUUGUCGCGCGGUAUGAUCAACCAGCCACACGAUCGUCCCAACUUCCAUCUGACGCCCGAGGUGAAGCACUUUCUCUUUCGCUCCGGUGCCCCCGUCGGUACCGAUCUGAAGGCGAUCGAUAUCCAGCGGGCCCGGGACCAUGGGCUGGCCAGUUACAAUGCCUAUCGGCAGUUCUGUGGCCUAAAGGCGGUACGGCGUUGGGAUGAGUUCGAGGAGCUACUGAGACCAAUCUCGGCCGCUGCCAUUCCGGCACAGUACGAGUCAGUGGAAGAUGUAGAGCUGGCGGUGGCUGGACCGCUCGAGCGUCACCAUCGUGACGGUAUGCCGGGUGAGACGUUCACCUGUAUUCUGUUGGAGCAGCUGCGGCGAUCGCGAGUCGGUGAUCGGUUCUUCUUCGAGAAUGGCCAAACGGGGUUGAGUCGGCGGCAGGUUCAUGAGUUACGUAAGGCCAGUAUGGCGCGUAUUCUGUGCGAUAACACGGUCGGGCUUGAGAGGAUGCAGCGGAGGGCAUUCUUCCUGGUUAGCGAGGAUAAUCCUGUCGUACCGUGCGAACAGUUGCCGGUGGUGGAGUUGAUGCGUUGGCGUACGGUAGAACCAUAAUACGAACCUAA